Molecule: messenger RNA, 5002 nt
Organism: Epinephelus moara (kelp grouper)
Lineage: Eukaryota; Metazoa; Chordata; Actinopteri; Perciformes; Serranidae
Product: E3 ubiquitin-protein ligase TRIM7-like
Exons: 7
Coding region: 460-2469 (669 amino acids)
Molecular function (GO): zinc ion binding; protein binding
Source: RefSeq, a predicted model, not a curated record
AGAUUAGCCCUGCGAUACCAAAUUAAAGCUCAUAAUGUUUUUAACAUCUCAAAUUACACAAAUAAAACAUUGUGCCUUUAAAAAAAACUAGAGUUAUAGCCACUGAGGAUCAACACGGACUCAACUUCAGACUCUCUUAACAGAAGUCAAACAUAAUGAGCUUUAACAAACUGGAACUUCUUUUGUUGUUACCUCUGAACUGCUGUCCGAAGGGUUAAAGUCUUUCCUCCUGGGGCUCUGAGGGCCAUGGCCACGGGGUAUAAAUUUGUAUCUGGGGUAAAAAGAGAGGGAGGGGGGUGUAUUUUGGGUCUGAGGUGUGUGUGUGUGUGUGUGUGAGUGUGUGUUGGAGGUGGCAGUGGUAACCACCUGUCUCAUGUGUCAGUGUACAAGCGGAGCCCUGAGGCAGCUGCUCUCUGCAGGUUUGAUGCCCCGUUCAGAGCCCCGUUGCUUGCGCUGAAAAUGACCCUGCCUCUCCGCCGUGCAGGAAUGGCCUCUACUGGGAACCUUUCAGAAGAGCAGGUGCACUGCUCCAUAUGUCUGGACGUCUUCACCAACCCUGUAUCCAUCCCCUGUGGACACAACUUCUGCCAGAGCUGCAUCCUGGGAUACUGGAAAACCAGCCCUUUGUACCAGUGUCCUAUGUGUAAGAAGUCUUUCUACAAAAGGCCUGAUAUUAGCGUUAACACGGUCCUGAGGGAGAUCGCAGAGCAGUUCAAGGAGAUCAGGGUUAGAAGUGCGGAGGAAAAGGUGAGCAAGGACAAGGAAGUCGAGGGAGAAAGGAAGUGGAUGAUGGAGAGAAAGAAAAAGGAAGAUGAGGAGAGGCUUUUGGAGAAAGAUCAGAUGCAGCAGGUGCUGGAGGAGCUGAAGCAGAAGCAGGAGCAGGAGAAGAGUAAGAAAGCAGAGAAAAUGCCAUCACAAGAGGAGUUACCACCGCUGAUCCCCCCUGUGCCACCACCCAGAACCUCUCCUCCACGAUCACCCAAAGUCACAGCUCAGGGUCCGCCACCGCCUCCUCUGCCCCAGACAUCACCUCCACCCUCGCCUCAAAUCGCUGCUUCUCCAACACCUCAAACUCCACCUCCACCUCCCUCCUCUUCCCUCCCACCUCUUCUGUGGGAGGAAGUCCUCUGUGAUGUCUGCCUGGGUGACGGCAGGCCAAAAGCAGUCAAAUCCUGCCUCGUGUGUUUGACUUCCUACUGUGAGGAGCACCUGAACUCUCACUCGUCCAGGUUCACCAAGCACAAGCUGAUGGAGCCCGUUGCCAAUAUGGAGGACAGGAUGUGUCCGAAGCACCAACGGCUUCUGGAGCUGUUUUGUAAGAAGGAUCAGACCUGUGUGUGCGUGCUCUGCACCGAGACGGACCACAGGGCGCACUACACCGUCCCUGUGGAGAGGGAGUGGACAGAGAAAAAGGCGCAGCUGAAGCGGACAGAAAUAGACGUCCAGCAGAUGAUCCAGGACAGAGUGCAGAAGGUGGAGGAGAUCAAACACUCGGUGCAACAAAACAAAGCCAGCGCUCAGAGAGAGGUGGAGGAAAGUGUGCAGGUCUUCUCAGAGCUGGUGCGCUCCAUCCAGAAGACUCAGAGCGAGCUGGUUUUGGCCAUUGAGGAGAAGCAGAGGCAGACAGAGAGGUGGGCUGGAGGCCUCAUCGCUGAACUGGAGCAGGAAAUCGCCGAGCUGAAGAGGAGGAAUACAGAUUUAGAAAACGUGGCUCGGACCGACCAUAUUCACUUCUUAAAGAGCUUCCCAGCCCUCAGCACUGCUCCCUCUGUCAAAGACUGGUCUGAGACCAGUGUUCCCACUGACAUGUGUGUAGGCAUGAUCAGGAGAGCCGUGUCCAAACUGGAGGCAACGUUGAAUGAAAUGAUCGAAAAACUGUCUGAAAGUGAGAUCAAGAAGAUUGCGAAAUAUACAGUGGACGUCACUCUGGACCCUGACACAGCCAACCCGUGGUUGCAGCUUUCUCAGGACAGACGUCAGGUGAGACACCUGGGUGCAUGGCAGGACCUCCCAGACCAUCCUGAACGCUUCGACACAGUGGUCAUCGUUCUGGGCAGCGAGGGCUUCACCUCAGGGAGACAUUACUGGGAAGUUCAGGUGGGGGACAAGGACGACUGGUACAUGGGUGUGGCCAGGUCUUCCGUCAACAGAAAGGGCAGGAUCUCUGUAAGCACCACCCAGGGAUACUGGGCUCUUGCCAUGAAGAAAGGCCAAGGGUACAGGGUGUCAACAUCUCCGCCAAUAGCUCUGACCCUCAACCCCAAGCCCAAGCGAGUGGGUGUGUACGUGGACUACGAGGAGGGGCAAGUGUCCUUUUAUGAUUUGAGAGCUUGGACUCAUAUUUACACAUUCAAAGAUAAGUUCAUGGAGAAGAUCUUACCCUUUUUCUACCUGUACUGCUGCGACAAAGCUUCUGAUACCCUCGUGAUUUGUCCUGUGAAUGAAAAAACUGUGAUCAAGCAAAGCUAAGGACAAAGUUUGACAGUAAAAACACUGAAGGUGAAAACUGACUGUGUUUUGUUGUAGCCAAACCUGUUUGGAUGAAAUUUUCUGUUUUAUGUUUUGUGUAUGUUCAUUAGAUGUAUAAAUCAGUUCAACAAAUUAAUUUGUGCACAUUACGUAUUCAUGUCAGAUCAUGGAGGUUCCACAAAGCCUUAAAAGGGAUAGUUCAACAUUUCAGGAAAUAUGUAUAUUCACUUUCUUUCUGAGGGUUGAGCCUUGUUGCCAUCAAGACAUCUGGUUCAGUUUUUGUUUGUUACACAUUAAAACAGUUAUUUUUUUGCAUUUCCGUUGUCUAAAGUUGGGGAUGGUACCGAUAGAACCAUUCCAUUCUGAGCCAAGGAAGAGGGAAUACAGUAAGAGCUUGAUGGAGCAGGGACAUGGCCAUUGCUGUUUACUAACAAGUACUGUCUGUGGUGGUAAUGCAACAGAUCUAUGUUUACAUGUCUGUAAGGAUUAUGUAUGGUUCUUAUGUUGUGUUCAACACAAUGAAUUUUCACAUCCCAUUAUUAGCACAAGUUUGAAUGCUAAAAUAUUUUAUGUUCAAAUCAUAUGUGCAUGAAAUCGCUGAAUCGAUGAAUGAAAUUCCUCUGGUACAUCCCCGACGGAAUAUAUCCUUGGAGGAUCUCAAUGCUGAUUGACUAUCGCAGUGCAAAUCGGUUGCCAAAGUUCCGACUUUUUAGUUCUCGCAAAUAAGCACAUGACGCAAAUAAGCACAUGACACAAAAUCGUACUACUUGCUUCAUUCCUGCAGCUUAAUUCGCUUUGGGUCCAUCACGUCCAUUGCGCUGCCCAGUGGGAAUUUGCGUCUAAUCAUGUCUGUACAUUGACCUGUCAUUUACGUAAUUCACUCAUGCAAAUUUUUUUUUGCACCAGGUGUGAACACAACAUGAAGGUCCUUUAUGUGAUGUGUGUGGUAGAAUUGCAGUUUUAGAUAAUCAUUACCACUCUCAUAGCUGUAAACUAAAUCUAAAACUGGAGCUAGUAGGCAGUUAGCUUAGCUUAGCAUUAAUGGGGGUGUUAUGUUCAAGGAUAUUUCUUCAUGUUUUGUAUGGAUUAAACAAACAUGAUUUGACGUGAUAACUACAUAGACUGUAUAAAAUAAUGGACGUAACUAGCAUGACAUCAGCCCUUGGUUUGUGGACUGCUGUUUUGAAGCCUCAAUUUCGGCAUUUUGGCUGUUGCCAUUUUAGUUUUUUUGUAGCCUGAGGUGACCAUAUUUGAACGAGAGGGCGUAGCCGUGGAGGAGCAAGGGAUGGAUCUGACUCAUCUGAUUUGAUUGGUAGCAAUGCCUCGCAGACAGCCUGUCACUCAAAGUGGCCUCACCCUUAAUCACACAUAACUUUAAGUCUUAAUAAAAUGUAAACAGGGGAGUUAUGUAUAAAUUCUUCCCCCCUGCACAGUUGUCAUGAAUGAUCAACCCGGUCUUACACCAAAGUCGUCAAAAAACGCCACUUAGUCAGUGGCUUCUGCCAUCAGACAGUGAUGAGAAAGGCAGUUCUUUCACAUCAGCAUGAUAUGUAGCUGUUACCUGUUGUUUAACGGCACUCGGUGGCAUCAGGAAGAAAGGCAGCGGGACAACAACAAAAGGGUUUCUGUUUUUUUGUUGCCUAAAGUAAACCAUGUGCAGUUGUUGGCAAAACCUAACCAUAUGGGUUUGUUGUUGAAGGGGAAAAAAAUGUUAAUUCGCAAUGUUGUACCGACGUAGUGCCUUUAUUUUGAAAGAGACUGUAUGUACAUUUCCUGUGACAACAGAAAUGUAUUUUAAAAACAGAUGAUGCAUGUAACAGGCAGAACUUGACACGGCAUCCCAAAACAUCGACAACCAACGCACCCAGGGUACCUUACACGUCAUAUGUGGACGUGAAAAUUCCCUAACCAAACAUUAGUAUGUGACGAGUUCGGAGUGAGAAUGUGUUGGAAUGUUGAAUAGGCCAAAACUUUUUUCUUUUUUUUGCACCAGGCUGUAAACAUGUUCUGCUUUAAAGCUGGGCAUUUUAACACACUAUGGGGAUUGACUCACUCGCCUGUCUCAAGUGGCCAUUAGAGGAACUGCAGUUUUUAUCAUGUCCACGUUAGCUUCACUUUUCUGCACUGGAGAAUGCCACAUAAUUCAUGAACUGUAGAGUUGCUAGUGGAUGGAUUUACAACUGGACAGAGCCCGGCUUGCAGUUUCUUCCUGUUUCCGGUCUUCAUUUCAAGCUAAAAAUAUUUACCAUACCGACACAACAGUGGUUUUAAUAUUCUCAUGUAACUCUCAGCAAGAAAGUGAACAAGCAUAUUUCCUAAAAUAAACUAGUCCUCUUAAUGCAUGACUUUGAAAACAUCAAAACAAAGUGUAGUUUCUAUUUCCCUGAUUUCAUGAUUGCAUGUUGAUUUUUAAUAAAGUGUGAUUGAUGCUGUAAAGGUUGUAUGCUGAGGAGAAGUGUGUUCAUGAUUCAUGACAAUAAAUGUUCUCUCAAACAUUCCCAAAGGUCACUAUUUCUGGCUACAUGGACUUUUG